Molecule: messenger RNA, 3134 nt
Organism: Vigna radiata var. radiata (mung bean)
Lineage: Eukaryota; Viridiplantae; Streptophyta; Magnoliopsida; Fabales; Fabaceae
Product: sulfate transporter 1.3
Exons: 13
Coding region: 516-2504 (662 amino acids)
Biological process (GO): transmembrane transport
Cellular component (GO): membrane
Molecular function (GO): secondary active sulfate transmembrane transporter activity
Source: RefSeq, a predicted model, not a curated record
AGCUUUGUAAACCAAGUGCGCUCUUUCUUUCUGGGAAAGGUAUCGUGGGGACAAUAGCUAGCUUUAACCUUUCCGUUUUUAGUUUUGGGAUCUUCUUUUCUAUUUUCUCUUGCUGUCGGACGUUUGGAUACACAUUUUUUAUCGGCGACCAAAUAGGGUUUGUCCUCCGAGGUUCACGAUUGUUAACCAAACCUUAUUGUAGGUUCAGAUUCAAGAGUUAACACCUGGAACUGAACCCGAAUGAUUCAUCGAACCUGGACAGUUAUUGGGGUUUUUUUUUUUCCUUAAAUAAAUUUAUUAAAAAACUCCUUUUGUAAAACAACAUGUUUAAGGACAAAGUAUUCGCUGACUGUGCCGGGUUCUGUUGGUUUUUUUUCUUUAAUGUAACUGCUCCGUUCCCCAGCCCUGCUGCGUUUUUCACUUUGUCUGCUCCGGCUUUUACGAUCAAAAGUAGAAGUGCAGUCUUUUCAGAGAGACAUGUGAGAAGGAAAACCUAUGACUGAAGGUCCCGGUUGAUGACUUCAAUGGGCCGUCCUUCUGAUCAGAAUCUUGAAACCAAAGAGAUCGAUCUGAGAAGUAUGUCGUCUUCUUCACAUGGUCAGGUACCACAAGUCUACAAAGUGGCAGUUCCUCCAAGACAGAACCUCUUCAAGGAAUUCCAAGCCACCAUUAAAGAAACAUUCUUUGCUGAUGAUCCUCUAAGACCCUUCAAAGAUCAAUCUAUAUCAAGGAAGUUCAUCCUCGGUAUUGAGGCCAUAUUUCCAAUACUUAAGUGGGGAAGAAGUUACAACCUUAAAAAAUUUAGAGGGGAUUUAAUAUCUGGUCUCACUAUUGCAAGUCUUUGCAUUCCUCAGGAUAUUGGAUACGCCAAGCUUGCACAUUUGUCUCCACAGUAUGGACUGUACUCAAGUUUUGUUCCACCAUUGAUCUAUGCUGUCAUGGGUAGCUCUCGUGAUAUUGCUAUAGGACCUGUAGCAGUGGUUUCUCUCUUGUUGGGGACCCUACUUAGUAAUGAGUUUGAUCCUAUUAAAAAUGCGGAAGAAUAUCAGCGACUUGCUUUUACAGCCACUUUUUUUGCUGGGAUUACUCAAGCAACGCUUGGUGUUCUUAGGUUAGGAUUCUUGAUAGACUUCCUAUCCCAUGCUGCUAUUGUCGGUUUUAUGGGGGGUGCUGCUAUCACAAUUUCCCUUCAACAGCUCAAAGGUUUCCUUGGCAUUAAAACUAAAAUGUUCACAACGAAAACUGAUAUUGUCUCUGUGCUGCAUUCAGUAUUCCAUACAGCCCAUCAUGGAUGGAACUGGGAAACUAUAGUCAUUGGAGCUAGUUUUUUGGGUUUUCUUCUGGUCACCAAAUACAUUGGAAAGAAAAACAGGAGAUUAUUCUGGCUGCCAGCAAUUGCUCCAUUGAUAUCCGUUAUUUUGUCCACUUUUUUUGUAUUCAUAACCCGUGCAGAUAAGAAAGGAGUAGAAAUUGUGAGAAAAAUAGAAAGAGGAAUCAAUCCAUCAUCUGUUAAAGAUCUUUAUUUAACAGGAGAAAACCUUGGAAAAGGUUUUAAAGUUGGCAUCGUGGCAGGCAUGAUAGCAUUGACUGAAGCCUCGGCAAUUGGAAGAACAUUUGCAUCUAUGAAGGACUAUCAACUGGAUGGAAACAAAGAAAUGGUUGCACUAGGAACAAUGAAUAUUGUUGGUUCAAUGACUUCCUGUUAUGUGGCAACUGGUUCUUUCUCUCGGUCAGCAGUAAAUUUCAUGGCUGGCUGCCAAACUGCAGUCUCUAACAUUGUGAUGUCAGUAGUUGUGUUCUUAACCCUGGAAUUCAUCACUCCACUUUUUAAGUACACUCCAAAUGCCAUUCUUUCUGCCAUCAUCAUUUCUGCUGUCGUCAACCUUAUAGACUAUGAGGCAGCAAUUUUGAUUUGGAAGAUAGAUAAAUUUGACUUUGUCGCUUGCAUGGGUGCAUUCUUUGGCGUUGUUUUUGUCUCGGUUGAGAUAGGACUUCUAAUUGCUGUCUGUAUAUCCUUUGCAAAGAUCCUACUACAAGUAACAAGACCCCGAACCGCAAUUCUGGGGAAGAUUCCUAGGACUAAUGUCUAUAGAAACAUCCAACAAUAUCCAGAAGCUAGUAAGGUUCCAGGUGUACUGAUUGUGAGAGUUGAUUCUGCGGUAUAUUUUUCCAACUCCAAUUAUGUCAAAGAAAGGACAUUAAGAUGGCUGACGGAUGAAGAAGAAAAAGUGAAAGGAGACUACCCCACAAAAAUCCAGUUUUUGAUAGUUGAAAUGUCACGUGAGAGUCUUUAUUUUAAUCCUAAAUUCGUUAUACCCCUUACAAAUUCCCGGAGUAAAACCUUCAUUUUCGUCUUGUUAAUUUUUUAUUAUUUAUUGAGUUUGGUGUUCAUGAUGCAGCCGUUACUGAUAUUGAUACAAGUGGCAUCCAAGCCUUCCAAGAGUUACAUAGAAGUCUUGAAAAGAGAGGAGUUGAGCUUGUUCUGGCAAAUCCUGGUCCAGUAGUGACAGAGAAGCUUUACGCAUCCAAUUUUGUAAACGCAAUAGGAGAGGACAAGAUCUUCCUCACCGUUGCAGAGGCUAUUGCAUAUUGUUCUCCAAAGGUGGUUGAGGACCCUUGAAAAAGAUGAAAUAUUGUUGAGAGUAGAGACCAGAAAUCUUCAGUAUAGUAGUUAGGUAGUAAAGGAUUAGACAGAAAAAGGUGUAGUGGAAUGCUACAGUUAGUGCUUUGUAGGAUCCUUAUCCUAAAGUGUGUAGAUUAAAGUUGAUAUUUUGAAAAGAAAGAUAAAAUUACAAGUUACAGCUUUACUUGGUUGUUUGUAUGAAGUAUAUAUGGUCUCAUUUUCAGAAGGGAAGCAGUUGUUCAUCAUCCCUUCCUCUCUUAUUGAACCACAGAAAUUAUUACAAGAAUAUAUAAAGCAAAUAAAUUGUACCCUUUUUUUCCUUCCAUUUUGUGUUUGUAAUUGACCAAGUUUGAGGAGAUGAAUGGAGCAGGUGGAUUUUCUUUUUCUUUCUUCUUGUUACGUACAGACAGAUGGAACAGGUGAAUGAAUCAUCCUUGGUUCUUGCAUGAACCAAGAGGCUAAACAAAGCCAGAUUCAUGUAAGCACACUUUGUAAAAAGUGUUUCACUUUC